AUGGAGGAUUCAGUAAAGAAGCCGAAGAGCAUAGUUGAUGUUGGGUGUGGGUCAGGGGCCGACUCCAUAUACCUAGCGAGGAAAUAUGGGGCCCAAUGCCAAGGCAUCAACUUGAGCCCUGUCCAAAUACAAAGGGCUCAAGCACUUGCAGCUGCGCAGGGAUUAGCAGAUAAAGUGUCAUUCCUAGUUGCGGAUGCUUUGCAACAACCAUUUCCCGAUGAGCAGUUUGAUCUAGUUUGGUGCAUGGAGAGUGCGCAGCACAUGCCUGACAAAAAGAAGUUAGUGAGUGAGUUGGCCCGGGUGGCAGCCCCUGGGGCCACCAUAAUAAUAGUAACAUGGUGCCAUAGAGAUCUCUCCUCCUCAGAGGACUUGAAGCCAGAAGAGAAGAAGCUAUUGGACAAGAUACGUGAUACUUUACAUCUACAACCUUGGUGUUCAGCUGCUGAUUAUGUGAAACUACUUCAAUCCCUCUCACUCCAGGAUAUCAAGGUAGCAGAUUGGUCGCGGUAUGUGACUCCAUUUUGGCCUGCUGUGAUCCGCUCUUUAUUUUCAUGGAAGAGAAUCAUCCCACUGCUUCGAAGAGGAUGGCAAAACAUAAAGGGACUGUUUGGCUUGCGAUUAUUAUGUGAGGGAUACGAGAAGGAUGCCCUCAAAAAUGUCAUCAUUACUUGUAGAAAACCACAGUGA
Molecule: messenger RNA, 687 nt
Organism: Nelumbo nucifera (sacred lotus)
Lineage: Eukaryota; Viridiplantae; Streptophyta; Magnoliopsida; Proteales; Nelumbonaceae
Product: putative tocopherol O-methyltransferase, chloroplastic
Biological process (GO): methylation
Molecular function (GO): S-adenosylmethionine-dependent methyltransferase activity
Source: RefSeq, a predicted model, not a curated record